Saccharomycopsis crataegensis is the source of this 1533-nucleotide messenger RNA. RefSeq lists its product as uncharacterized. The transcript has a single exon. Bases 1 to 1533 code for a protein of 510 amino acids. NCBI's taxonomy places the organism in Eukaryota, Fungi, Ascomycota, Saccharomycetes, Ascoideales, Saccharomycopsidaceae. The record is from RefSeq and is a predicted model, not a curated record.
AUGAUAUUGAAAAAGCUUAAGAACUGGAAUACUCAUCCUAGUGAUGCCGUCUCCGGCUCUUCCUAUACUGGACUGUUACUGCCAACAUCAACAACGAAAACAGUGGCGGAAAUGGCCCAACAGAUAGGUUCCAAAGACAAGGAAAUCAACAACUUGAAUAACAAGAUCACCGAAUUAACUGAACAAUUGGAAAGAUCUGCCAGGAAACAAAGUUUUGACAAUGAUAGUUGCGGGUCUUCAGUAAUGACCUCCAGCUUCCCGGUAGAGAGAAGUUCUUUGAUUAAUGAGCCAACAAGCUUACAAAAUAGAAGAACUAGUACCUCCACAGAUAGAAGCUUCAAGGGUGUUGAAUCCAUAAUUGGUUCCAAUACUGAUAACUUACAUCGUACCUACGAAGAGGCAAACUUCCAAUUGUUAGAGAAACUCAAGUUAAAAGAAAGUGAAAAUCAGAUAUUGGUCACCAGAAUCUCUCAGUUAACUGAAAGGGUCUCUGAUCUUGAAGAUGAAUUGUUCAUAGUAAAAAAUCACCUUCCCAACAAUAGCAACCUUGAAGAAAAAGAACAAGGAGAAGAAGAAGAAAAAGAAGAAGAAGAAGAAGACGAACAAGAAGAGCAUCACCAUGAACAUGAAGAGAGUUAUGCUUCCAAACAAGAUAUCCUGAUUUCGGAAGAAAUAAAGAUGAUGAGUACUGCUAUCCUUUGUCCACCUCCUCAGGUUGAUAAUGAUGUCAACCAGGAUGCCGCAUCUUUUAUUAAUGGAUUAUUUGACGCCAUUUCUUUGGAUAAUAAUGAAUUGGAACUCGGAUGUGAGCCAAGCACCAGUGACAUCAGUGAUGAUAAACAUCUUGUCUCUAAGAUUUCCAGUGCCUCCUUGAACUCCGCAGAAAGUACGGCUGAUACCUCGAUUUCCAGUUCCGAGAAAGAAAUGUCCAACUGCAGAAACUCUUGUGACAGCUUAUUAUCUUUGAAUAAAUCGGCCAUCAAAGUCGAUCUGAUCAAUGAACCUAUCAAGCCGUACAUGAAGACAAACUUGAGAUCCAAAUCUCCUUCCACUCGGUCUCUCAAAAACUUCUCCAAGAGAAGAGUCCAUCAAAUUUCUUCAUAUCUCAACCCAUCUAAAGAUAAUAUCCCUAUCCCAUCAUCGCCAGCUACCAUUAAUUCCCAAGUAUCUUCCAGAAGCUCUCUUUAUAAUGAAGAUCUGGAUGCACACACUAUUCCUUCUACUCCAGUGACCCCACUUACCCCACAAUCUGUCAAUUUUUCAGACUUCCCUGACCCAAAACUUUCCAACUACUUUGGUGGCAUCACCGCCAUUAAACAUUCAUACUCAACACCAUCUUUAACCAACUCAGUUUCUUCUACUGCCAUAAACUCUAACGUCUGUUCUAAAAAGUUAAACUUCGCUAAUGAAUAUGUCACAGAAGCAUUCGUCAAAAGAAUUCCCCAGCCGGCAACUGCAAAGAGAAUGAAGAGUGAGUCGAAUAUCCAUAGAUGUUUAUCCCCAGUGUCCAUGGAAAUUAUUAGAGAAAAUUAA